Emiliania huxleyi CCMP1516 is the source of this 1072-nucleotide messenger RNA. RefSeq lists its product as hypothetical. The record is from RefSeq and is a predicted model, not a curated record. Lineage: Eukaryota; Haptophyta; Isochrysidales; Noelaerhabdaceae. Bases 1 to 1038 code for a protein of 345 amino acids. The transcript has 11 exons.
AUGGCCCCGUCACUUCGCUCUGCGUCAGCCAAGGCCCGCCGCGACCAUGCCACAGCCCUCCUCGUCGGCCUGCCGACCGAGGUGUCGGCGCACAUCUUCAGGCGGCGGCUCGUCCUCUCCGCUCCCCACCUGCCUCACUCUCCCGCGCGUCGCCAGGCACUCACGCAUGCAUAUCACCGGCUCGACCUGCACUGCCUCGGCCGGCUCGCCUGCGUGUCGCGCACCCUCGAGCCGAGCCUCGAGGCUGCGCUCCGCGUCCGCGCUGUCGAGGGCGGCCACUGGCUGCCGGAGACGCUCCCGCCUGGAGAGGACGCGUGGCUCCGCCUCCUCCUCUCUCGGGAGAGGCGGAGGGUCUCCCCGACCUCACCCGUCUCUGCAGGCUCGUGGCACACCAUCUUUGUCGACGAGACCGGCAACCUCUACUCGUCCGGCGUCGAGCGGGUAGAGGGCCCCGACCGGCGCGGGCUGCUGGGCCACGGCGCGCUGCAGCAGCCGGAGGCGGGCCUUCCCUCGCCGACGCCGAUCCGCUCGAUGCUCGGCGUGGCGAUCCGCUCCGUCGCCGCGGGCAACAAGCACUCCCUCGCCAUCUCCAGCAGCGGGCAGCUCUUCACGCUCGGUACAGGGAUGGGGCCGUGGUUCGACGCGGGCUCGACGGACGUGCCUCACGAGGUGAUCGUGGGCGCCGCCGACCGGCGCCUCGACCGGCGCGGGCGCGACAGCGGCGGAGAGUGGCGGCCGGCGGCGGAGCGGGUGGCGGCGGUGUCGGCGGGCACCGGCGGGCACUGCGUCGCGGUGACGGAGGACGGGCGUGCGUGGGGGUGGGGUCGCUCCGAAGCGGACGGCGGCGACGCGCCCCUCGGGCUUGUGCGCCGUGAGGCGGGCUGCCGCGAGGCGCACCGCGAGCCCGCCCCCGGCGAGUGGGCCAAGCGGCGAUCGCACCGCCACUUGCGUCAGUGCGCCGAGCCGCGCGCGUUCGGCCUCGAGGUAGCGAGCCGCGGGUCGAACGGCGAAAAACUCGAGCUCCCCUUCCCCCCGUGAAGGGGGCGGGGCCUCCCCACGGCGUACCCUAACC